Molecule: messenger RNA, 3222 nt
Organism: Caenorhabditis remanei
Lineage: Eukaryota; Metazoa; Nematoda; Chromadorea; Rhabditida; Rhabditidae
Exons: 8
Coding region: 1-3222 (1073 amino acids)
Biological process (GO): pre-miRNA processing; primary miRNA processing; regulation of gene expression
Cellular component (GO): nucleus
Molecular function (GO): double-stranded RNA binding; ribonuclease III activity
Source: RefSeq, a predicted model, not a curated record
AUGUCAGACGGUUCGGGUGAACACUUUGCACAUUUACCCAAAACUAAGAGAUCUCGUAGAAAGAAACAUCAAAAGAACUAUCAAGACAUGCAUAAAGACCAAAUGAUUCAACAGUUAGGAAGACGAUUCCACAACAAACCGUCGACUUCUUCGUGUUCUCCCACAAAUGUCGGAGAGAUUCCUCUUCCACCAGAAGCUCCUAACACAUUUGGAGCUCCUCCUCCGCUAACAGAAGAAGAUUAUCAAGUGAAUUAUAUGGAGGAUCCAGAAGUCGUUUCGUCUCAUUCCGCUGAGUUGAUACGUUCGUAUAGAGAAGUUGUGAAAGCAGACGAAGCUGAAUUGUAUAUGCUGAAUCGGUCUCGAACGACGACUGUGAGUGUUCUCUCAGAAUUUCGUACACGAGUACUGAAUAAUGUAAAAUCAAAACGUAAUCUCCAAACAAUUGUUCCUAAUAUCGACUACCCACUUCACUCAAUGACUUCAAGAAAAGCUAGAAUGAGAGGAGAUGGAAGUGAUAUGUCAUCAUCAGACGAAACGGGCUCAGAAUCAGAUUCAGAAUCCGAAGAAACCGAAUCUGGCUCUGAUUCAAAACCAGGACCAUCGACAGCAAACCUGACGAAAAGUGAGAAGCGUGACGAGCGAAAAAAAGAAUCACAAAAGAAGAAAAGCGAGGAAAAAGAGCGACAAAUGACGUUGUUGAGAAUGGGAGUCGAACGGAAGAGAAAUCAUCCGAACGGUGUCGAUCCGGAUAUUUCAUUCAACGAGAAAGGGCUAGGAAACGAUGGACCAGAGUGUCGAUGUCCCCCAGUAAUCAAGAAUCGUGGACUGAAACAUGGAUACUAUGCUGGUGAAAACAAAGUGUUGAAUUGCACGAGAACCUGUGGAUCGAAUCUUCAUUACUACACUCUCCAAGUGAAGCCGGGGCCAAACGAAGGACAAAUAUAUAAAACGGGAAUGACAAUUAAUGGAGAAACCUAUGAAUUCGAGGGGUUCUCGAUGAUUACACAUGCUCCGUUACCCGAAUGUAUGACUAGGCGACCGAUUUGUAAGUAUAGUUUGGAGUAUGAGUUCCAGUUGGUUGAGGAAAGAUUUCCAAUUGAGUGUUUCGACCCAGAAGACUGUAAUCAUCUAUUCGAUUACAUCUUUCAUGAGAUUUUCGAGAUGUUUGACUUCAACCUUCACCCAAAACACCUUCCACCUGGCAUCGUCUCUUGUCCAAUGAUUCAUAUAAUGCCUCGAUUCGUUGCAAUUAAAAACGGGGUUGCUCAUUUGUGGUCUACUAAAACACUCCUCGCGUAUUUCUUGAUCAACGGAGAUAAGGAGUUAUUCAAUUCACAAGAAAUCAUAGAUCACUGCGAAAUACCGGAUGAUGCAUUCAGUCGGGUUUCUAACAAAAUGAAGCAAUCAAUUCUCCUGAAUGCACUCAAAAAACCUUCAGCUCUGAGAGCGGAUUGGUUUGAAAGAGAUUCGGAACGACGAGAAGUGUAUAUUGUACAUAAUUCAAUUCGAUCUCAGAACUAUAGUACUCCAAUACUUGUGAAAAUUGCUCAACUUGAGAAAAGGCUGAAUAGAAUGAAGAAAGACAGAAAGUUCGCGGGAAAGAAUAAAGAGUAUGACGUUGUGAAACGAGAGUUGGACCAACUCAAAGAUGAACAUCGGAAUGCGCGGUAUCUGAGUAUACGGAAAUCAGUCGCAGGGUACAUUGACACUGGAUUCAAACCAGAUAUUAUUGCUCAUAUUGCUAUGGUUAUCAUCGCUUCGCAUCACAUUCGAUACAACUUCUCAUUAAGUGUUUUCGAAGAAAUAAUUGAAUAUCAGUUCAAUGAUCGGAAAGUUAUCGAGUUGGCACUGAUUCAUUCGUCAUUCAGAAGUCAUUAUGGAACACCUCCGGAUCAUAUUAAAAAUAUCAUUAGCAAUUGUGGAUAUAGACGAAAAUAUGGGAGUGAGGAGAAACGGGAAAAGAAGAAAGGAAUUGUGAGCCUAUUCAACAUCAUGGGCGGAGAAACAGAAGGAGGCGAGCCUAUUCUUCACAACGAACGCCUGGAAUAUCUCGGUGACGCAGUGGUGGAACUCAUUGUCUCUCAUCAUCUCUACUUCAUGCUUCCUCACCAUUUCGAAGGAGGCCUCGCCACGUAUCGAACUGCUUUGGUUCAGAACAGAAAUCUGGCGGAUCUUGCCAAAAACUGUCGAAUAGAUGAGAUGUUACAAUAUGCGCACGGAGCUGAUCUCAUUAAUGAAGCUGAAUGGAAACACGCGUUGGCUAAUGCAUUCGAAGCAGUAGUGGCUGCUGUAUAUCUGGAUGGAGGACUUGGAGCAUGUGAUCGAUUGUUCUCAAAAGCAAUGUAUGGAAGUGCUCCGAAUCUCAAAAAAGUGUGGGAUCAUAUUAAUGAGCACGAGUUGAAGAGAGAGGAUCCACUUGGUGAUCGAGAGCUGUCGAAUAUAACUCCAGCACUUGCAUCUUUUCAUAAAUUGGAGAACAUUCUCAAUAUCAAAUUCAACAACAUUCGAUUAUUGGCAAAGGCAUUCACUCGUCGCAAUGUUCCACACAAUGAUUUGACGAAAGGACACAACCAACGACUGGAAUGGUUAGGUGACUCGGUGCUUCAACUCGUUGUCUCCGACUAUCUAUUCCGUCGUUACCCAUUACAUCACGAAGGACAUAUGUCAUUGUUGAGAACAAGUUUAGUCAGUAAUCAGACUCAAUCAGUCGUUUGUGAUGAUCUUGGUUUCUUGGAAUUCGUUGUGAAACCGCCACAUAAAACACCUGAAUUGAAGAUGAAAGACAAGGCUGAUUUGGUGGAAGCAUUUAUUGGAGCUCUCUAUGUGGAUAGAGGAAUCGAGCAUUGUCGAUCCUUUAUUCGUAUCGUUUUCUGUCCGAGAUUGAAGCAUUUCAUCAACAGUGAGCAAUGGAAUGAUGCGAAAUCACAUCUUCAACAGUGGUGUCUUGCGAUACGUGAUGCGCAGAACCCGAAUCCAGCUAUGCCGGAUUAUAGAAUUCUUUCUAUAGAAGGACCAACCAAUAAUCGAAUAUUCAAAGUUGGAGUGUAUUUUAGAGGAAAACGACUCGCUUCUGCUGCCGAAUCGAACGUCCACAAAGCCGAACUGAAAGCGGCUGAAAUUGCAUUAGCUUCUCUCGAAUCUACUUCAGUCUCAAGAAUGAAAGAGAAGAAUAUGGGUGAUAAAGAUCAUCAUCGUCGACACCGAAUCAUCUCCGAUGAUUAA